AUGGCCAGACUCACCAAUCUUUUCCUCACAUUCAACUUGCUCGUCCUCCCCGGCGUCCUAGCCGACAUCAAUGCAUUGUCACUCACAGCCGCCGUGGCGAUUGUUCCUGGCUUCCUCGCCCCAGCAGUCUCGGCAUACGUCCUCCCUCCAGGAGGUUUCAAGCGGUCAUACGGCCUAGCUCCACGCAAGCAGGACGAUGGUCAAGACCAGGGUCAGAACCAGGGCCAAGAUCAAGGCGUCAAUGUCGGUCCCGGUGCCGGUGCUGGUGUCGGUAACGGUGUAGGGCAGGGUCAAGGUCAGAACCAGGGCGCUGGCAAUGCCGGUGUCGGUGCAGGUGCUGGUGUUGGUAACGGUGCAGGCCAGGGUCAGGGUGCUGGUGUUGGUAACGGUGCAGGCCAGGGUCAGGGUCAGAACCAGGGUGCUGGCAAAGCCGGUGACAAGAACAAGAACAAGAACAAAAACGCAGACGCCGCUGCCAUCGCCGCCGCCGACCAAGCUGCCGCUGCCGCCAACCAGACCGCCGCCGUUGCGAAUGUCACCGACGCCGCCACCGUCCAAGCUCAAUGUGUCUCUGCCGCCAUGGCCGCUGCCCUCAACCAGACCAACAAGGUAGACAAGGCCACUUCCGACGCCAUCGCCGCAGCCUGCGGAGCCAACAACUCUCAAGUUCAAGCUGCCGCCGCCAAUGCCACGGCCGUCAAUAACCAGCAGGGUGCUGCCGCCAAUAACGGUACCACCACUGGUAACAAGAACAACAACAAACACAAGCACACGAACAAGAACAAGAACAAGAAUAACAACAACAACAAUAACAACGCCAAUAACGCCAACAGCACCACCACCGCCAACAACGGUAACAACGGCAAUAACAAGAAUAACAAUGGCAAUAACAACAAUAACAAUGGCAAUAACAACAAUAACAAUGGCAAUAACAACAAUAACAAUGGCAACAACAACAAUAACAAUGGCAAUAACAAGAAUAACAAUGGCAACAACAAGAACAACAAUAACAACGGCAACGGCAACAACGGCAACAACGCAGGAGGGAAUGCUGGUGGCAACGGCGGCAACAACAACAUCCUCGACCAGAUUGUCGGCCUCAUCAACGGCAUCCUGGGUAAGCGUGAAGCCGAGACCAUGGCCAAACGUGAAGUCGAGAUGCCAGUCAAAAAGACGGAUGUCGUCCGACGACAUACCGUGAGACAAUAUCACGAACGUGCUUUUUAA
This is a messenger RNA of Exophiala oligosperma, 1227 nucleotides long. RefSeq lists its product as uncharacterized. NCBI's taxonomy places the organism in Eukaryota, Fungi, Ascomycota, Eurotiomycetes, Chaetothyriales, Herpotrichiellaceae. The coding region runs from base 1 to 1227 and encodes 408 amino acids. The transcript has 2 exons. The record is from RefSeq and is a predicted model, not a curated record.